GUUGACAGCUCCCAGCCAGUAUCAACAAACGCUGCACUCGCCAGGCGGCUUGCUACGCGGAACAAUGCACGGACACGGUGCACAGUGGCAGAAUAGAAUUUAAUUAAAGUCUAAUUAUAGCCACCGCCAACCGGUGGUCCAGAAUGCGUGGUACGUUCUGAUUGUCUUUUCGUGAGGGUGCCGUUGAACUCCGCAAUAUGCCCACGCGCGGUUACGUCAAAUAACAGCUAAAUCAAAUAUCGGUCUCAGUGUGCGUGCGUGCGUGUGCGUGUUAACGACGGGUUUGUGAUUAGUCAUCAGUGCAAACGUGACGGUGUUUACAUUAGAAACAAUCGUACGGAAUCGCCACGAUGAGGCUAGCAGCGUGUUCACACCGCAGCUCCAGCGUGUUGCUAUGGUUGCUGGUGAUCGUUUUCGGUGUUCAGCCCGGGCUAGCAUCAUGGUUUAACAUUAGUGCCGUGCUCGAUACCGUUUCGAAUGCAGCGAAAUCAUCCUUGAAGUUUGCAAAAAAUAAUGGAUACUGUGCGCUGACGGAGUGCUGCAAUGAGGUUCAUGUCCGUUUCGACAUACAGGAACUGCGUACUGCCUUGGAGAGUUCUUUAUACGGACAACAUAUUGCCAGACAGGUUAUUGUGAACGCUAUCGGUGGCCACUUGGGAAACAUCGAACAAUCGGAGAAACCUUUGGUGAUGAGCCUCCAUGGUUUGCCGGGAACCGGUAAAAACUUUGUGGCCGAACACAUUACCCGGGCUCUGUACAAGAGAGGGGCGGCGAGUAACUUUGUCCACAAGUUUCUUGGAAGGAUACACUUCCCGCUCGAGAGUGAGGUUAAAAAGUACAAGGUGGCACUGGUGGAGCACAUAAAGGUGGCUGUAGCGAAAUGUCCCAACGCUCUGUUUAUAUUCGAUGAGGUGGAGAAAAUGCCCCCGGGUUUGUUCGAUUCCAUCGUCGCGCUGCUCGACAAUCAUGCCUACACGAAGGCGCUGGAUUUCCGUAAGGCUAUCUUUAUCUUUCUCUCCAACGUGGCCGGACCGGAGAUAGCGGUUCGGUUGAAAUCGCUCGUUGAUAGUGGGGUAUGGCGCGACGAAACAAAGUUGCACCACUUCGAAUCGACGCUGGAGAUAGCGUCCUACAAUUUGGUCGGCGGACUGUACAAAAGCGAACUGAUCGAAUCGCACGUGGUGGAUCAUUUUGUGCCGUUUCUGCCGCUGGAGCUGCGGCACGUCGAGCAGUGCAUCCGGACGGAGUACAGAAAGUUUACCGACCAGAAGAUGAGCGAUCAAAUGCUAAGUGAUAUUGUUAAAGAAGCGAUCACGUUCGACGAUACUGGCCUGUACUCUAACACUGGCUGUAAGCGCGUGAGCAAAAAGGUUGAAGCGUACUACUACGGUGAACUGCGCAAACAGCAAAAGCAGGAGUUGUAAUGUCGCUUUGCGAGAACAAAGUAACAAAGAAUCGCCAUAGACCGGCUAACAUUUCCCUGUGCGUAUGUGUGUAUGUGAUGUAAUUUGUAAAGCUAUUUUUUUGUCCAAAGGCACUCGUAAGGAACCAAACAGGAUGCAGUUUGUGAGAAGACAGUCAAUAAAAGAAACCUCAUUUUGAUGUCUUAAA
Anopheles coluzzii is the source of this 1611-nucleotide messenger RNA. It is a transcript of the gene Torsin, whose product is annotated as torsin-like protein. Bases 351 to 1424 code for a protein of 357 amino acids. NCBI's taxonomy places the organism in Eukaryota, Metazoa, Arthropoda, Insecta, Diptera, Culicidae. The record is from RefSeq and is a predicted model, not a curated record. Gene Ontology annotation, biological process: cellular response to misfolded protein. The transcript is spliced from 7 exons. Gene Ontology annotation, molecular function: ATP binding; ATP hydrolysis activity.